Molecule: messenger RNA, 669 nt
Organism: Annulohypoxylon maeteangense
Lineage: Eukaryota; Fungi; Ascomycota; Sordariomycetes; Xylariales; Hypoxylaceae
Exons: 1
Coding region: 127-513 (128 amino acids)
Source: RefSeq, a predicted model, not a curated record
CAAAAAACGAAUCCUUCAGCUUCACCUGUGCCGCAUAUAAUAAUCCACACCUCUGCAGCCCCCAGACUUCUUUGCUUAUACUCAAUUCAGUUCUCCCAGAUCCAAAACCAUCCAAUACUACACCACAUGGCUUCCGAUCACCCAAACAUGGAUAUCAAAAAAUCUCGAACAGAUCCCAAGCUUCCCUCUCCCAGCAACCCUCAUGCCCGCCGAUCCCGGGUUUUUCGCAAAGCUUACAUCGGCGCAUCCAUGGGAGCAGUCUUAGCCUACGCCAUUUUCGUCGUCUUGUACAUUACUCGGAAUUCUCCAUUACCAUUCUGGAACGCAGCUCCAUCGUUACCAACACUCAUUACUCUUGGGAGCGUGGUCUUCCUAGGAUUCCUGUGCCCUAUCUUCUUUACGCGCGAUGGAUACAAUCUGGUGUGGAUGUACUUUUGUUGUCGGCAGUUGGGCUUGAUGUCUACGGAGGAGUAUAAAGCACAUCUGGAGGGAUAUCUGAAGGAGCGCCCCUAGUGUUAAGGGGGCUGGAGGUGUUAACUUCAUGGAAGUCCCUGUAUUGUCUCGUUAGUUGUACAUUGGAGGAUUUCUGAUUGGAUUCUGUCGUUCUUUAUGGUCAUAACUCAAGUUAGAAACUGUCUUAUCUUUGAUCUGCGGGUUGUAAAAAUGGAA